Messenger RNA from Trichobilharzia regenti, 288 nucleotides. NCBI's taxonomy places the organism in Eukaryota, Metazoa, Platyhelminthes, Trematoda, Strigeidida, Schistosomatidae. The record is from the annotation of a GenBank genome assembly.
GUGAGAUAUCUGGACGUCCUAUUGGUUCUUGGACUCACUACAAUAACAUCGAGCCAUAUUGUGUAGUAUCAGCAGCAGAAGGUCAAAAAAUGUGCAAUUUCCCAAUUGAUGAUUUGAAACCGGAUAGUGCAUAUGAGCUUGAACUAUCUGGACAGAAUUCAAUGGGAUUUUCUGAAACACAAAGAAUCAUAUUUAGGACAUCAUCACUGACAGGUGUUAAUGGACGCAUACUAAAUAUGCCAUCAACUAUGCGACUAACAGGGAUAUCUAAUCAUAUUCAAUUAGAAA